AGAAUGACCAAGAAACGACACGACAAGAAUUUUAUACAUAUUAUAGAUUACGUUCAAGUCAAAAUAUAAUAAAAUGUUUUGGUAUAAUGUCAUUACCAAAUCAAAACUUAUCAUUAAUAUUUGAAUAUGCAUCUAAAGGCAAUUUACAUGAUCAUCUAAAAUCUUCUUCAUUAACUUGGGAAGAAAAAUUUAAAUUAUUAAAUGAAAUAUUAUUAGGAUUAGAUUAUUGUCAUGAAAAACAUAUUUUACACUUAAAUUUAAAAUUAUCAAAUAUAUUAGUGACGGAUGAUGGUAUAAUUAAAUUAACCGAUUUUGCAGUCAAAGGAGGAGUAAAUAAAAAAGAUGAUGGUGAAAAAAAAAGUUUUAAAAAAGAUUCUUUAUGUUGGCUGGCUCCAGAAAGAAUUUGUAAAGAUGAAAAUAUUAAUUCAUGGCUUGUAAAGAAAUCUAAAAUCUCAAAAAUUUUAACUUGUAGUCGUAUGUGACGGAAUGAUUCCAUAUGAGAAUUUGGAAAGUGAGAAUAUAGAGAAAGAAAAAUCUAAUGUUAAUACUAUUCAAGAUUUAAAUGAAAAACUUCCAAAAGAUUGUCCUAAAAAUUAUAUUA
Messenger RNA from Rhizophagus irregularis DAOM 181602=DAOM 197198, 601 nucleotides. NCBI's taxonomy places the organism in Eukaryota, Fungi, Glomeromycota, Glomeromycetes, Glomerales, Glomeraceae. The record is from RefSeq and is a predicted model, not a curated record.